AUGGACAAAACAGCAAAUUCAAACGUUGCAAAUGCCCUAACACCGAACGCCACUGCGAAUACAAUUUUACCAGCCGCACACUUUCCAACACCAAGUCCUCGUUCACCUUCAAACUCUUCAUCAGAUCACACUGGAACCACGUCUUCAUAUGACUUUUUAUAUGAGCUUGUGCAAAAACGUAUAACGACUUUUUCAUAUUUGAAGCGAGUUCAUGAGGGAAGGAUACAUUGGUUUAACACAGUAUGUUUAAGCAAAGAAGAUUUAGGAUCGAUGUACGAAAAUAGCAGAAUGAAGAAACGUACAGGAAACUUUUUUAUUCUUGGCUGCUCAUUGGCAUCAAUACUUGAUAUUAGUAAUCCACAAGACUACGUCAAAGCCUUGAAUGUGAUGCUACAAGAAUUUGAAUAUCACACCAAUGAUCACUCUAAACAAAAAAUGGAGAAUUAUUCCACAAAUAAUUCCCCUGCACUAUCACAUGCGCCAUGUUUAUUUCAUAAAGAUUAUGGGAUAUGCAAAAAUGAAUGGGCCACCGGUUUGGGUUUUGUAUUGGGUUUGGAAUUACAACAAAAAUCAAAAAUAACAAAACAUGAAGACUCAUCAUUUCAGGAAGGAGAAUAUACAUAUCUUUUUGUGCCAAAUAUACCUUUCGAUUUGGAUUACUUUCAGACAUUCUAUACAUUAUGUGACAUGCUUGUGGAAGUGUAUAACAAACUGCUAGGGGCUAAUAACAUAGUGGCAACCAAUUUCAUAGAAAGUGUGCUGAAAGUUGAUGGAAAAUUUAAGAAAAUAAUUUCUCAAGUAUCGAAGGAAGUAGAUACAUUAGCUCGUAAUAAUCUCAAGGAAGAAUUACGAAUAAUUGAUCCAAUUAUAAUGAUGUCACCAACUAAUACAACAUCAGGAGGUGGAAUAAUUGCUAAUACAAACAACACUGCAAUAAUCAAUGGGAAUGAUGGCUUAUGGGAUGAAGGAUGA
Molecule: messenger RNA, 972 nt
Organism: Dentiscutata erythropus
Lineage: Eukaryota; Fungi; Glomeromycota; Glomeromycetes; Diversisporales; Gigasporaceae
Source: the annotation of a GenBank genome assembly